AUGUGCGAUUUGAUAGACCUGAACAGUCCUGAUGUGAGGGGAAUGCUGGAACCAGCAAAGUUGGCGUCACCGCUGAUUCCGGUGCCGAAGAGUGUCGAGUGCAACGAUGGAGUGGGCUUGGAGUCGGCGACGGAGAAGCGUGAAGGCGAUGGUAACAAUCCAUUCGACCGAGUGUUGCAUGAGACUGCCGAAUAUGUCAGCAAGAAGGGUGAUCCCUUCGAGGUGAUGUUGCAACGAGCUUUGAGAUCUAAGAGUUUGAGAAACGCACAAUCAGUGGACUUUACAGACGACUUUACACCUAGGAAAAAGAAAUAUUUCAAAAUGAUGAACAAGACAUCGAGUAUGCUCGACGAGUCGUUGUUCAAAAGCAGGUUCGGUUUAUUCAACAGAGACAAAAGAGAAGCGAAGAUCAAGACGGAGAACGUUGGUAUCGAUGUGAAAAAUACUGACGUUUGUGACAACGAUGCAGCAGAUAGUGUAUCUUUCUCUAAGCAGGAACGUAAGAUUUCUGUUGCCCCAGACUCACUCGAGCUAUCUAUCUUAAAUCAGUCUGCAAUGAAUGACACGUUACUGGAAGGAUUUCCUAAGUCUAAGGAGAAUGAUAAAGUGUCACCUUUUCUAGAAAAAGACAAGUCAUUCAAAGAAUCUGUUUUUCCUUCAAACAUCAAACAUUUGAAGCAGUCAGAUAUUCAGCGUUCAUUAUCACAGGGAUCUAGAAAAUCACCAACAGGAUUACUGUAUAAGAAUAGAAGAUCACAAUCUGUAACAGAUAACCAGAGGAAAGUUUUGCAGAGUGACAACAGCAUUAUGUCAACCUUCCUGGACAGAGGCUUUUUAGAGAGUAGAAGUGAACAAUCUGUGUUAUCCAGUUUAUCAAAUAUUUCGUCCAUAUCAAAAUUGACUUCUGCUUCACUGUCGUCAUCGAUACUGUCGAAUGAUCCUAUGAAUCGUGCUUUUUUGGAUGAUGGCUUGUUGAAAAUGGAUCGGGAUAAGAUGAGUACAACUGAAAGUUUUAUGGAAACGAAGCUGAAGCAGUAUGACUUAUCAGACUUGGCGGAAAGACUUAACAAAUUGAAAUGCAUUAUGAAUGAUACAACCAAUAUUUCGAGAAUAACGGAGGAAAACUCGAAUUCUGCAAAACAGGAAAAUAUCAAACAAACCGCAAAUAAUAAAUUAAUAGAUGUCGAUGUAUUUGUUCCAGAACAAAAUAAAGAAUUUAACAGAAGUUUAUCUUCUACUUGUUCUUCAGAUUCUGUAUUCACUAGCAAAGCCGAUAAGUCAAUACUAAGUGAGGCCAAGGUACUUGCAAAAACUUUUGAGGAAUUGGCAUCAAAAACUGAUUCUGGAUCUAAUACAGAAGAUGAUUUUAUUUCAAAUAAUACUAUGUGGAUGUCAGAAUUACUACCGGCAUUUGAGGAUGAACCUGUGGUAAAUGAUUUAAUUGAUUUACCUAUGUCGUCAGAAGACAAUUUAAAAGAUAUUAAAAAUAGUGAUACAAAGCAAUCUCCUGCAAGUAUCGAUAGCGCCGAAGAGAAUAUAUUUAAGGAAAUGGAAUCACCAUUAACUGAUAGUUCUGUUGUAAAACAAAACAUAACUUCCUUAUUAUUAGAUCUUAGAAAAUUAGUUAAAGAAAGUAAUCCGGAAGCUAAAAAAUUACUCGAUAAUUUAGAAAAUAUUUUAGAUAUUAAUUAUAAAAAUAAUACAGAAUUAUUAGUAACUUAUUUCAAUAUGUCAGAUAAAUCACAAAGUUCCCAGAAAAUAUCCUCGGAAAGUAUCGAAAGAUUCGAUAAAUCGAGUACAGAUAAAAACGAAAAAGAAGAUUGUAAAAUAUUGUCCCCAGAAUUUUGUAAUGAUGAAAACUCGCUGCCAGACAUAAAUAAGUCGAAAGAUGCAUCACAAAAUAUUGUUAACAUUGAGAAAUCAAAUAUGUCUUCAUCCUGUAAAGAUAAUAGCGAAGAUUGUAUGAGUACAUCUAACUUAUCAGAACACAAUAAGCGUAAAGAAAAAGAUAAUCAAGUGGAUAAAAAGGUAGCGAUAGAACUGUUAGUAAAUUUGAAAAAAUUAUUGAGUGGCCAGGCUGAAGAUGCUAUGACAAUAAAGUUACUUAAAAAUAUAUGAAGAGCGUUAAAUACCGCAUUAAAUAGCACUGAAAAUGAAAUACAAACAGAUUAUACUGAAAAGCAGAAUAUUCAACAGACUACGUCUGUACAAAAUCCUCCUGAAACUAGUCGCAAUGUACAUUCGUCCACCACUAAGGUGGCGCAUAGACGAAGCUUAGAGUUUAAAUCUAAAAAGAUAGAUAGAAGAAGUGUAUCUACAAUUGAGUCGUCACCCAAGAACGGGCAAAUACACAGACGUAAGAAUACAUCUGAAUUAGAGCAUCGUCAGAAACGUUUUUCAAGCGAUCCUGGUUUUAUUAACAAUUUAUCAAAUAAAAAACUUGUGACUGAAACGUACAGCACAAGAAAGGUGGAAGUUGCAAAGUCUAAUAAAGAAAAAGAGAGAUCCAUUGCUAUAAGCGAAGUUAAAAAUAAACUGAAAAAAAAAUCAGAUUUAGUCAACAAAAAAGGUCCUAUAAAAGCAGUGCAUCCUGUAGAUAAUAUGAAGAAAAGAAGAGUAUCACUCGAGAAACAGGCUUCGUUUUCUAAAAUUAUUACACCACCAAAAUCCGACAAGGCUACUCCAUCGAGUAAUAAAAUAAUCAGCAGCACCCCAAAUUCGAUAGAUAAUUAUCACAUGCCUAAGAAAUCAAAAUCCAAACCGAUAGCCUCGUCAACGCCAGACGGCCAAAACAGCAAGAUCGUACCGUUGAACAAUGCUAAUAAAAAGCGUAACCUUUCCUUUGAUAUCUCGCCGGUGACUACAUAUGUAAACAUGAACGGGAGCAAUGAACGAAAGGACAGUCCUAAAAGAAUGUCUAAGUUGCCAACGCCAAAGAAAUGUACGACACCUACGCGUCAGCAAAUGGACGAUAUUCCGAAGUUCCUGACGCCACCGAGGCAUUAUUCGCUUAAUACGAAUAAUCUGCAGUCUCCGCAGCGCUUGAACAGGAGCUCAAUCAAUUUUCAGCGAUACUCUCCAAUGAGUGAGAAGAAAAAUGUCGGGAAAACAAAACAGCAGAGUCCGCUGAAGGAAACUAAUAGAAUCACACCGAAAGUUAAACCAUUUAACUUGGUUUCCAAAAUUAAGCGACAUAGUAUCAACAAUUUUGCCGAGAAGGAGAAUAAUUAUGUGUGAGAUUGAAGUGAAAGAAAAAGGAGCAAAUCGAAACGACUGCGCUGUUGUGAUAUUGAUUGUGUAUCGAAGAUUGCUUCUUUAAAAAAUUGUACGACGUAUGGUUUUCGUUUUAUACUUUGUGAUAAUAUUUAUAUGUUUUAUAAUAAAAUAUGCGGCGAGAAAAUAUGCGAUUCGACCAUUCGCGAAUCUUAAAGUAAUCUCAUUAGAGCGGUUUUGUACAAACGUUAUGUGUAUCCUCGAAUUUAUUUACGCAAUUUAUCAAUUUAAAAUACUUUAAAACAGUGAGGCGCAACUUUUUUUAAUGGUCGAAAAUUUUCAAAAGGCAUUUUUAGA
This is a messenger RNA of Cyphomyrmex costatus, 3570 nucleotides long. RefSeq lists its product as uncharacterized. Lineage: Eukaryota; Metazoa; Arthropoda; Insecta; Hymenoptera; Formicidae. The transcript has 8 exons. The record is from RefSeq and is a predicted model, not a curated record.